Cuculus canorus (common cuckoo) is the source of this 1508-nucleotide messenger RNA. RefSeq names its product canopy FGF signaling regulator 3 (gene CNPY3). Gene Ontology annotation, molecular function: signaling receptor binding. Gene Ontology annotation, cellular component: endomembrane system. The transcript is spliced from 7 exons. Lineage: Eukaryota; Metazoa; Chordata; Aves; Cuculiformes; Cuculidae. Bases 418 to 1302 code for a protein of 294 amino acids. The record is from RefSeq and is a predicted model, not a curated record.
UGCCGGAAGCGCGGCCCCGGAAGUUGGAGCCAUGGCGGCGGCAGCGGCGCUGCUGCUGCUGCUGCUGGCGAUGGUGGGAGCUGACGACUCGGACUGGGUGCGGCUGCCCAGCAAGUGCGAGGGGACACGUGGAGCUUGGCAGAGAAGAGCAAAAGGAAGAAGUGAAACUGGAGCUCUCUGCAAAGCGUUCCCUGCAGGGGAAGCAGCUCUGGAGAUGCUGUGUGAUGUCUGAGCUGUGCUGGGGCACCGGCAUAACCUCAGAGAAGCAUCACAGCGAGCCCUGACCACGCGCUGCUCCUCUCCCGGCUCAGGCUUGGAACCUGUGUCAGCGCGCAGCAAUAGUCGUGGGUGGCAUCUGGAUAACUGGACCCAGCAGUGAGUGCUCCCAGCAUCUCUGGGGACGCUGCAGCAGGUGCGAUGUGGAGAAGGACAUCAUCGAGUCCAGAGGCACUGCGGGAAGGUGGCCUCGUCCCACCUGGGAAAUGUCUGCACCAGUCAUCUCGAGCUGCUGGUGCCAACAGAGAGAGGAAAGCACUGGAGGCAUCUCAGCACAUGCAUGGCAGCCCUGGAGUAGCCACCUUGCUCUGUUUCUGCCUGCAGCACACCUCUCCGCUCCCGCCAUUGCAUGGGAAAAGAUGUGUGUGCAAGUACGUGGCUGUGGAGCUGAAAUCUGCUUUUGAGGAGACCGGCAGGACCAAGGAGGUGAUUGACACAAAGUACGGCUUCCUGGAUGGAAAGGGCUCCGCCGUCAAGUACACACAGUCGGACAUCCGAUUAAUCGAGGUGACGGAGAACAUCUGCAAGCGGCUGUUGGAUUACAACCUGCACAAGGAGAGGAGUGGCAGUAACAGAUUCGCAAAGGGAAUGUCAGAGACCUUUGAGACCCUGCACAACCUCGUGCACAAAGGCGUCAAGGUAGUGAUGGACAUCCCCUACGAGCUGUGGAACGAGACUUCUGCUGAGGUGGCCGACCUCAAAAAGCAGUGCGAUGUGCUGGUGGAGGAGUACGAAGACGUGAUCGAGGACUGGUACAGACACCACCAAACAGAGGACCUCUCCCAGUUUCUCUGCGCCAAACACGUGCUGAAAGGGAAAGACACGAGCUGCCUGGCAGAGACGUGGACCGGCAAGAAGGGCGACCUGGCGAGCAUCGGGAAGAAGAGCGGAAAGAAGAAGAAAAAGGGACGGAAAGAAGAGAGUGAGGGAGCCGCCGCCGCGCUCACGGCUGCCGGGGAGGCCCUGGAGGAGAGCGGAGUGCAGGAGGCGGCCCCGCUGGCGCACAGCCCCACCGACGAGCUGUGAGCUGCCGUCUCCGGCGGGAACCAAAGCAAAAGGGACUCGUGCCGCGGCCGGAGCAGCCGCAGCUCCAGCUUGGGGGCGGUGCUGGAGGCGCGGAGCCGCUCAGCCCCCUUCGCUGCCCUCCCGGGGGGCUCCCGCUGCCCCGGGGCCAGCUCCUCGCCGCGCCAGGACUGUAAAUAAAGACAUUUUCCCCAGACCCGCCGGCCCUG